AUGUUUGAAGAUGGGAGCUUUCUGCGUCGAAGAAAACGCUAUAAAAGAGCUAUGCCAAGAGAACCACAUCUACCACCGCCAAGACAUUCCUCUCAAGAAGAAUUAGACCACUCUCAUAACUCAGGACAAUCGACGAGAGGUGUGUUUUCCAUUGAUCGUAUCAUGCGAAGUCCAGAAAAGGGAAAGUUUACACAAGCAAGUAUUUUAAUUGAACAAAGUCAACACGUCCUCACAAAUGGGAUCAGCAGGUCUUCAUUGGCUCUAGACACUUUCCCUGUCCAAAAUACAGCUAUAGUCACGCCACUGGACUCAAGUGAGGGUUUGCUGACCACACUGCCAGCAGCUUCAUUUUUAAGAAUGAAGACUCUUAAAUGUGAUGUAACAUCUACCUUGGAGUGA
Echinococcus granulosus is the source of this 399-nucleotide messenger RNA. RefSeq lists its product as hypothetical. Lineage: Eukaryota; Metazoa; Platyhelminthes; Cestoda; Cyclophyllidea; Taeniidae. The transcript has 4 exons. Bases 1 to 399 code for a protein of 132 amino acids. The record is from RefSeq and is a predicted model, not a curated record.